AUGGAGCAUGAAAAUACUACACAGUCAGAAAGCUCAAAGUCAAGCUCCCAUAUCAAAUCCAUGAUCCACUCGCGGACACAUAUCGACGCCGGUGAUCUGGUCAUUAUUUACAUGGCUAGAGAUAAUAUGACCACUGUCACCGUCACUCCAGGUCAAGAGAUACAUAAUAAGUUUGGACGAUACUAUCACAAUGAUCUGAUCGGCCAGAAAUUUGGUACAAAAGUGAGUUGA
This is a messenger RNA of Kwoniella shivajii, 231 nucleotides long. RefSeq lists its product as uncharacterized. Gene Ontology annotation, cellular component: nucleus; tRNA (m1A) methyltransferase complex. The record is from RefSeq and is a predicted model, not a curated record. Gene Ontology annotation, biological process: tRNA methylation. The coding region runs from base 1 to 231 and encodes 76 amino acids. The transcript has 2 exons. Gene Ontology annotation, molecular function: tRNA (adenine(58)-N1)-methyltransferase activity. Lineage: Eukaryota; Fungi; Basidiomycota; Tremellomycetes; Tremellales; Cryptococcaceae.